AUGCUCUUAUUUGUGAUACAUUUCCUUCCUCCUUCCUUCCUUCCUUCCUUCCUUCCUUCCGACCAGACCCUAUUUUUUCUUUCUUUCAUCCCUUCACCCAUUGCUCAUGCUCUUUCGUUUUUUGUGAUAAUUUCCUUUCGUUCUUUCAUUCCUUCCUUCAUUCCUUCCUUUAUUCCUUCCUUCCAGAUCAUAUUUUUCUUUGUUUCUUUUUGUGGCUUGCCUUUUUCUUCAUUUCUUUUUAAUAAUUUUUGUUCUUUCUUUUCCUUUCUUUCUUUCUUUCUUUUCUUUUCUUUCUUUCUUUCUUUCUUUCUUUCUUUCUUUCUUUCUUUCUUUCUUUCUUUCUUUCUUUCUACUUGUCUUUCAUUUUCUCUUUCUUUCAUUCUGCCUAAAUGGCUUUCAUUCUUUCUUUUUUCUUUCUUCUUCCUUUCCUUCAUUCUUCCUAAAGUGAUGAAUUAUUUUUCUUCCUUCAAGGUUUUCCUUAUUUCUUUCUUUUUUGCUGCUUGUCUUAAUUACUCGUUCUUUCUUUUGUUUUUCUUACAUUUUGAUGAACAUUCUUUAUUUCCUUCAUUCUAA
Messenger RNA from Acanthosepion pharaonis, 573 nucleotides. NCBI's taxonomy places the organism in Eukaryota, Metazoa, Mollusca, Cephalopoda, Sepiida, Sepiidae. The record is from the annotation of a GenBank genome assembly.